AUGGCGGGCUAUUCAGAAGAUCAGCUAGCUGAGUUCCAGGAAGCAUUCCAGCUGUUUGAUUCUCGUGGUGAUGGCAAAAUUCAUGUUGCUCAAAUUGGGGAUGCAUUAAGAGCUCUAGGACAAAACCCAACAGAGUCGGAUGUUAAAAAGUGCACCUUGCAUCUAAAGCCUGAUGAAAGAAUUUCCUUUGAGGUGUUCUUGCCUAUUUACCAGGCAAUAUCCAAAGCUCGUAGUGGUGACACAGCUAAUGAUUUUAUAGAAGGUUUACGUCACUUUGACAAAGAUGGCAAUGGCUUUAUAUCAUCAGCUGAGUUGCGCCAUCUGCUCUCUACCCUUGGGGAAAAACUUAGUGAUGAUGAGGUGGAGCAGUUGCUUCAAGGUCAGGAGGACUCGCAGGGCAACAUCAACUACGAGAACUUUGUGCACCUCGUCAUGCAGGGCUAG
Molecule: messenger RNA, 444 nt
Organism: Parnassius apollo (apollo)
Lineage: Eukaryota; Metazoa; Arthropoda; Insecta; Lepidoptera; Papilionidae
Source: the annotation of a GenBank genome assembly